AUGAAAUUGCAAACUGCCUCCAUUACCUUAACUACCUAUACAUUAUUGGCUUCCAGAGUUACAUAUGGGUUUCCAGUGGAUAGCUCCCAAACGGUGCUUAUAAAAAGAUUUGAUCAAGAUUAUAAUAGUACUUCAAUAAUUGAAAAAUUCAAGGACAGAUUAUCUUCAUUUUGGAAAGAUCACUCAGAUCUUGGCGUGAGUGCGAUUGCUGGGGCCGCCUUGGCACAGGCAGCAGGAUACAGUAACAGUAGUAGCCUUUCUAUCCCUGGCGUGGUGCCUACUGGAACAAAUGACGAUAUUAUUGCUACCACUUCUUUUGAUGCUUCGGACAGCACCGAUACCACUAUUGCUAAUGAUUAUGAUAGUACUGAUGACGAUGAUAGUAAUAGUGAUGGCUAUAAAAUUACUGCAACAACCAGCGAAGCCAUAACCGGAAGUGAUUCUACUGAUCAAGCGUACCUCAGUUCAUCAUGA
Messenger RNA from Saccharomycopsis crataegensis, 474 nucleotides. RefSeq lists its product as uncharacterized. The transcript has a single exon. The coding region runs from base 1 to 474 and encodes 157 amino acids. NCBI's taxonomy places the organism in Eukaryota, Fungi, Ascomycota, Saccharomycetes, Ascoideales, Saccharomycopsidaceae. The record is from RefSeq and is a predicted model, not a curated record.